UAAAUCAGCACUAAACCGGAUUAACUGAACCGGACCGAACCUCGUUUCUGUGAAAAUGCAUUAAACAGGUUUCACACUUCCCAUCAUCUCUAACCACCGACUAUUAUCAUAAAAUAAAAACACAGAGACGGAGACCUCUCACCUUCACAAUUUCGUUUUCUUUCUGUAUUAAAAAAAAAAAAAAAAAAAAAACUCAAAAAGACCAAGGGAGUGAAAGAGAGUUAAAUGGCGUUAGCGAAUAACUUAACGGCGAUACUGAACUUACUAGCGUUACUCUGUUCCAUACCGAUCACGGCGUCAGGGAUAUGGCUUGCCUCAAAGCCCGACAACGAGUGCGUCAAUCUCCUCCGUUGGCCCGUCGUCGUCCUCGGCGUUCUCAUCCUCCUCGUCUCUGCUUGCGGCUUCAUCGGCGCCUACCAGUACAAGGAGACUCUACUGGCUGUUUACUUGUGCUGUAUGGCCAUACUGAUCGGGCUUUUGCUGGUGGUUCUGAUAUUCGCCUUCGUCGUGACCCGACCCGACGGGUCUUAUCAAGUUCCGGGUCGAGGUUACAAAGAGUAUAGGCUUGAAGGGUUCUCGAAUUGGCUGAGAGAGAACGUUGUGGAAUCAAAGAACUGGGGGAAGAUAAGGGCUUGUUUGGCUGAUACGAACGUUUGUCCUAAACUCAGUCAACGAUUCAUCACCGCUGACCAGUUCUUCUCUUCCUCUUCCAUCACUCCUCUCCAGUCCGGUUGCUGCAAACCACCGACCGCGUGUGGCUACAACUUCGUGAACCCGACGCUGUGGCAAAACCCAACCAAUAUGGCUGCAGAUGCAGACUGUUACCUAUGGAACAACGACCAAAGCCAGCUUUGUUUCAAUUGCAAAUCAUGCAAAGCUGGUCUUUUGGGAAACCUUAGAAAAGAUUGGCGUAAAGCAAAUCUCAUACUAAUCAUCACGGUCGUUGUUCUCAUUUGUGUAUAUGUUAUAGCGUGUAGUGCAUUUAGAAAUGCUCAGACCGAGGAUCUCUUCCGCAAAUACAAACAAGGUUGGGUCUAAAGUGUGCAUGUGUAAAGAUUUGUUUGUUGUUAUUGUUGAGGUUCGAAAACAGCUUCUGAUAUUAUUACUUUGUGUUUGGAAAUGGCUUUUCUUUUGCAAGGAUUUUAUUUUUAGGUUUA
Molecule: messenger RNA, 1157 nt
Organism: Brassica oleracea var. oleracea
Lineage: Eukaryota; Viridiplantae; Streptophyta; Magnoliopsida; Brassicales; Brassicaceae
Product: tetraspanin-2
Exons: 3
Coding region: 226-1038 (270 amino acids)
Biological process (GO): auxin-activated signaling pathway
Cellular component (GO): plasmodesma; plasma membrane
Source: RefSeq, a predicted model, not a curated record